AUGGGGAAAUCUACUGCAACUGGUCAACUGAUUGUGUUGCCCACAUACAAACUAGACUCAAAUUUGGUCUUGCUCCCAGGAAUCAUAUACAAUGUGACUUUUUCAAGGUUCAGGGCGGCCACCUUGUUGUCAAGGUUCCGCAACCAGACGACCGAGUUCAAACUUGUAAGAAACUUGUUAAGCGAGUAUGAGUUUGCCAACGAUCUCGAUCAAAAGAAGAACCCCAAGGUGCGCUUAGCCAGUGGCGACGAUGAAGAUGCGUCUAACCCUGGAAUGAUAUCCGAUGAAGCCUUUGAGGGCAUCCAGAGAUUUGUGGAGUUUGAGUCCAAACUCAAGAGCACCGAAAAGGAAUCAUACAAGGAAUCUGAUUCGCAGUAUGACUCAGACUCUUCCGAUGCUACCUUGGCUGGUUCCGAGUUCGAUUGGCUCGUCUUAGCCAUUAGCCCAAACUUGGAUAAGAUAUCGGACUUGGAGCCUAGCUCUGACCUGUCUACCACAUUAAGAGAGCAAAUCACGACUAUUGUCCGUAUCGUGGGAAUAACUGAUGAUACUUCGUCCAUUAGGUUGACUUUCCAAGCACUUACUCGAGGUGCUAAGAUCCAAGGCUAUAAAUCAAGUGGACCCAACGAGACUUUGAUUGAGAUUAAUUGGGAUUUCGACAUUGCCAAGGUUAAUAACCACUUCCUUCAUUUGAACCACAAGGCUACUGAAUUGUUCAACUCCAUUGAUGAGUUCAUAAUCAAGUACCGCCAAGCUUUGAAUACGGCAACAAAUCUUUCCAAGAAGGCAAAGUCAGGCACUUCCACUUCCAAAGAUGUAGGAGACUUGUUUACUUUGAAUCCGUUGGCUAAUUCGUUAUACUUACAAUUGGCAGGCUCCAAGGAUUUCUCCAAAGCUUAUUCUUCAUUAAAUACUAUUUAUUCCGCAUUUGAAAGUCUAGAGAAGGCUAUUGACUCCCAUUCUUUUUUGAGAAUAGUUGAUUUGACAUGUGCUAUAAUGCCAUUCCCUAACCAUCAGAAAUUAAAUUUGUUACUGAAGAUUUCUCCCAUGGCAAGAAUUGAUGAGAUAAUAAGAAUGAUCAAUGUGUUGAAUGGCGUCUUUGAAUCGCUAAAAGAAAACGGUGAACUUAUCAACCACUGGUUUUAUAAGGAAGCUACAAACACGCAAAGAGCAAACGUCGUAGCAAAUCAAUUGAAGUCCAUUAGAUUGGUAUUAGAAGGAAUGUCUAAUAUGAAGAGCAACGGUAAAUCAAAUGGUACCUCAAAUAACACCAAUUUGAGUAACUCUCCUGCGAAUAGACAAUUGGUUCGUAGACCAAACGUUCCUGUAGGAGAAUCUAGGGGAUCAUCUGUAAAUGGAAGUAAAGAUUUCGAUGAUGAUGAUAUGGAUGAUUCUGACGAUGACUUACGUUUAAUCAAGGAAUUUAUGAAAAAUAAACUCCCACAUUUGGUUGGGAUUUCAGAUGAUGCUAAAAGACUUAUCAUCAAAGAUUUUAAAAGAAUCAAGUCUGCACAACCAGGGAAUUCUGAUUUUCAUGUGAUUAGGAAUUACUUAGAAAUUGUCAUUGAUUUGCCAUGGGACGUUUACGUUACCAAGUUCUUAAACAAUAAAGACAUCGAUGUUAUUGCUGCAAAGAAGCAAUUGGAUACUGAUCAUUAUGGUUUAGAGCAUGUAAAGAAUAGGUUGAUUCAAUACCUUGUCGUUUUGAAGUUAUUGGGUAUCAAUGCUGAAUCUCAGAUUGAUAAAGAGAGGGAAGAAAAAGUAAAAAAUGCGUUAAAGGGACAAGAUGUUAAUAAUGUUAUUACUCAACAUAGUAACAAACCUGGCUCUGUCAACAAAAACGGACCUGUUGAUGAAAGAAUUGUUAUUGCCAAUAGUGAUGAAACCAAAAUGGCUCAUGCUAAUGCAAGAGAACAAAAUCAAAAGACUAAAGAACAAAUAAGGCAAGAGGAGUUGGCCAAGAUUCGUAAGAAUGCCGAAAAUAUGGCUUCAAUUCAAUUGAUCUCCUCUAGAAAUGGUAAGGCUCCUAUUAUUUUACUUGCAGGUCCACCAGGAACUGGUAAGACAUCGUUAGCAAAAUCGAUUGCCAAAUCUUUGGGCCGUAAAUUCCAAAGAAUUGCAUUAGGUGGAGUAAGAGAUGAAGCAGAGAUUAGAGGUCACAGAAGAACUUACGUUGGUGCAAUGCCUGGAGUUAUUGUUCAAUCGUUGAGAAAAGCAAGAUCUAUGAAUCCUGUUAUUUUGUUAGAUGAGAUCGAUAAAGUGGCCGGUGGUGCCGAUGGUGCUAACAAGGUUCAUGGUGAUCCAGCAGCUGCUUUAUUGGAAGUUUUAGAUCCCGAACAAAAUUCUUCAUUCAAUGAUCACUAUCUUGGGUUUGCGGUUGAUUUGUCUCAAGUGAUUUUCAUUUGCACAGCCAAUGAGCCAUAUAAUUUGUCAAGGCCAUUGUUAGACAGAUUGGAAAUGAUCGAAGUGGGUGCAUAUGAUUAUAAUGAAAAGAGCAUCAUCGGACAAAAGUAUCUUUUACCUAGACAAAUCAAGAGAAAUGGAUUCCCCUCUGCCGACUUUAUUAAAAUUGAGGAGAAUGUAAUGGAAAAGAUCAUUGUGGACUAUACCAGAGAAGCUGGGGUAAGAAACUUUGAGAGGAAAUUGGGAACAAUUUGCAGACAUAAAGCAGUUGAAUAUGCUAAAACACUCGAUAAAUCAACUGAAUCUCCCGAUGAGUAUAACCCAGUUGUUCUUGCUUCUUCAUUGCCUAAAUAUUUGGGAAUCCCAUAUUCUUCCUUCUCGAAGGAAUUAGAAGAACCUUUCCAAUCAGCCAAAUAUGGAGUUGUCAAUGGAUUGUCUUACAAUACAGAUGGUUCUGGUUCAGUUUUGAUAUUUGAACUGAUUGGAUUUCAUAACGACAAAAACCAAUCCUCUUUAAACAUGACGGGAAGGUUAGGUGAAGUCUUGAUGGAGAGCGCCAAAAUUGGCUUAACUUUUGUUAAACUGGUGUUAUACCGUAAUCUCUUAAACUUAGAGGACCAUUUUUCAGAGGAAACACAAGCGAUUGAAAAAUUAAAUAACUUUGAAAUCCAUUUGCAUGUUCCAAGUGGUGCAAUCCUGAAAGAUGGGCCAAGUGCAGGUAUUACGAUGGCGUUACUGUUCUUAUCAUUGAUAAUCGAGAAGCCCGUCUCAUCGGAUAUUGCGAUGACAGGAGAGAUAACGUUAAGAGGUUCGGUCUUACCAAUUGGGGGAGUCAAGGAAAAGCUCUUGGGAGCACACUUUUCCAAAAUGAAGAAGGUUAUCUUACCUCGGGAAAACAGAAAAGAUGUUAUCAAAGAGUAUUGCCAUGGUAUAAACGAUGAUUCUCAACUUAAUGAUUUGUUGAUUGACAAUGACCUUAAUAAAAAGGAUUACAAAAGAAAAGACCCAGAGGAUUACAUCUACAAGAAAUUAGGAAUUAAGCUUUACUAUGCUUCAGAGUUCUGGGAUGUGAUUAAGGUUGUUUGGGGAGAUGAUCUCUUGUUGAAGGUUGAUCAAGCACGAGUUGUAGAGUAUCAUUUGUAG
This is a messenger RNA of Dujonia railenensis, 3546 nucleotides long. Lineage: Eukaryota; Fungi; Ascomycota; Pichiomycetes; Serinales; Debaryomycetaceae. The record is from the annotation of a GenBank genome assembly.